Messenger RNA from Acanthoscelides obtectus, 10220 nucleotides. Lineage: Eukaryota; Metazoa; Arthropoda; Insecta; Coleoptera; Chrysomelidae. The record is from the annotation of a GenBank genome assembly.
AGCCCGAAUCCGACGGCAGCCGUAGCGGCAGCAGCCUGUCUUUGCGAAACAUGGCCGGCCAACCUGGCGCUGCGGCGGCCGCUGCGGUCGGUGGGGCACAACCUGCCGCCCAGAGUCCUUCACAUCGCGGCGUACACAGAUCCAUAUCUGCCACGCAUGCCAAACCUAACAGGAGGGCGUCCAGCGGAGGUGGUACCAUCGGUGAGACUCUCCGGACGGGCCCUCAGCCGCAGGUGCCGACGACGCCUAGCAACAACCACCAAUCGGGCUUCAAAAGGCAAAACACCGUCGACAGCGCUACGAUCAAAGAGAACAGCGCUAGGCUCAACUCACGGCCUGCCAGUGCUCAACCUAAGACGGCUACUGAUAACAGUAUACAAGUCGCAUCUAAAGCACGAACUGUAUCUAAGAACACGACGUUGUCUUUAGGAACGACCGUGGGACGCCGUUCGACGAUUAGCUACGACGGCAAAUCGGACAGCAUGGAGAAGACCAAUAUUGGCGAUCUACCAGGAUCCGAGGCGAUCGGUGGUGGAGACUCUCUAAGACCUGCUAAAGGCCAUGUGAAAUCGGCUUCGGUCAGUAGUAGUGGACCCGAAUCCGCUACUGAUCCCUUACGUUCUAGUCGCACCAGCGGAGGCCCAGGCGGCAUCCUCAGCACCUCUACGGUAGGUACCGGCGUGCGUUCGGGGCACGGCAGCGGGGCUGCAGGUUCGGUAGCAAGCUCAGCGGGGGGUCAACAAGCGUUCCCGCGCAACGCGUCCUCCAGGAGCACCUUCCAUUCGGGACAGACCCGCCCCAGGCCUGCUGCUGCCGCGUACGGACAUCACGGAGGCCCGCUUGCUGGAGCAGCUGCUGGGGGACCGGGGGGACCGCACGACUCGCACGCCAGGCCGUCGUUUUUUAGCAAGUUCAGCCUCAAGGGGUUCACCAAGAGGAUCUGACUAUGGGCGGCGCCACAGUCGCGUUGUCGCCUCCUUCUACCCACCGCCAUGCUCCACGAAACCAAAGGAAAAUGCACAACGGACAUCUGUUAAAAAGUGAUAUAAUUGUGCGAGGGUAACAUAAAACAUUCACUGCAGCGCAUCUUGGAACAAUCUUAAUUUUAAUGUAACACGUAAAGCUUAGGCUAAGUUCAGAUGACGCGCGUUCGCUUGGCGCUUCAGAAUCAGUACGUGCUGUUCACAUGGAUGCGCGCCACAGAAAAUGUGCUCCCGUAUGGCGCCAUUAGACGCUACGCGCGUCGGUCAGCGUGUUGACGCUCCCAUUGCCUGUUCAGUUGGCGCUCAUCUUUCGUUGCGUUCAUUCGACAUAUCUGACGUUGCUUUCCACCGUAAUGUAUUGAGGUGGAAACAGAAAUAAUUUAGUAAUGAAAUUGAAAGAGUAGGCUGCGAUUUGGGAGAUGCACUUCAAGUUACAUUCACUACUAAGACGGCAAAAAAAACCUAAUAAUUAUUUGCUAACCUGUUGAUGGCGAAGGAAAAAGGAAAUAUUAGGUAGGAUUAUUCUACCACUCAACGAUUUUAUUUACAUUCUGAAAUAGUUAAAAAAAUUCUGUUCUUAUUUUUGAGUGCUGGUACACUCCAAAUACCGAGUCUCAUAUACAGAGAAAUCCAUGUACCAUAGAUGUCGUAAUGUGUACGAGAGAGGAGCACAAAACGCUUGCAAGAGAUAGAAGCACCACGUUGCAUAGCAACCCGAGUCACGAAUGCCGCUGCGGCUUGCUGCGUUGCCAUCUGCGUACUUUAACAUACGUAUUGCACGCUCCUCUCUCGUAGACAUUACGACGUCAGUGAAAUUUGGACUACAAUUUUUAUGCGUGCCAUCUGGUCACCGCCAGUACAAGCCCGCGUCAUCUCGAAGCACGUCAUCUGAACUAAGCGUUAUCCUGUGGUUUUCAUGCUAAUAAUCCUCGAUGUUUGUUUGGCCGCUAAAUGGAAACUACAUGCGCUUGAAAUACGGUUUACUGACGAUGUUUCGACCGUCACGGUGGCCUUUUUGAUGUAAAAAUGACAAUUCUAAUGACAAUAUAUUUUGUUUCAUUAUCUGCAGGUGAAAGCUCGUUUGUUUUUUCUUUCUUUUUCGCAUCCCUAUACGGUCUGUCACUACAAUAGUCUGAACGGUGCUGUGAUAUGCUAUGAUUGAUAGACGUAGGUGAGGUGUCUGGUACAUUAAAAAACGACAGAUAACCUCAUGCUCGCUUAUCGCUUUUAGAAGCUGGACAUCCUUUUGGGGAGUCGUAUGCCUGUCUUGCUGAUUAUGCGUGGUGCAAUCUUAAAAUUAUACUGGUGGCUUUCCGCAGUCUCAGCAUGUUACAGGACCGUUCAGAUUGUUAUAGUAACACAGUGAAUAGGAAUAUGUGAAGAGAAGAAAAAACAAACGAUCUGUAACGGUAAAGGCCGCUGCAAAAAAUUAUUCGGGAACGGAAACUAGAACGUAAACGAAAACCAGAACGGAAAAGAGAGAUUUCGACAGGUGCACGAUGAACGGCAGUGAUUGACCACUGUGACAUCAUUUUGCAUAUAGCCUUACUUUGUUCUGUGCAAUUUUGUGACAGUCUUCGUAAACCUCACCUAUUUUGACUCUCGACGCCUACUAGAUAUGUUUCUUGGAUGUUAUGUAACAUGUACUUCACGAAAAACCAUGUCGUUCAUUUCCGUCGGGUCUGCUUAUCUUGUAACCGCCUAUAACUUGAGAAGUACGGAUCGGAUAUCAAUGAAAUGUUUACACUAUGUUAGAGGAGAGUGACCAAAUAUGGAUUACCAUUUUGUUUUUCACACAUAAUUUGCACAAACUUUACAAAUAAAAAAUAUUUUGUAGUCAUUAAUAAUAAUCAUAUACUUACGCUUUAUUUUGUAACAAGUUUUGGUUACAUUGACAAAUUUUAAAUAAAAUUUAAAACAAAAACUAAAUAAUUAUAAAGGCAUCUAAAUAUGGAAUAGGUAGCCCAUGUAUGGAAUACUAUAAAUAACAACAAAAUUUAACCUUAACUUAAAUGAGAUUCUUUGGAAACGUUGGUAUAACAUAAAAAGGAACACAAAUUAUUUGCAAAACUCACAAAUCCAGGCAUCAGACUCUGGUCCUGCGCAAUCAUUAUGUGCCCAGAGCCCACACAUGAGGCACUUGACCCAUGUUUCCCCAUGGGUGUCAUUUGAAAACAGCAUGCCACAGAAAAUACACUCCGCAUCUUCAGAGUCUGGAGCUGUAUUUCCUAUCAAGGCAUCGGGCUCACUGUCUGUAUCAAACAUCAUCAUCUCCUCAUCAUCAUCUGAAUCUGACUGAGAUUUUGUUUUUGAUGUUGUUUUUUUUGUUUUGUUUUUGAUUUUUAUUCUUUGCCCAUUUAUUUUGUUUUUCGUCUUUCUUCUUACUUUUUUCUAUGAGAUCCUCCCUGUAACGUGACGAUGUGAUGACUGCUGCAACAGAUGCUUUUCUUCCUCUAUUAGAAGGUUUCCUUUUCUUGUUUGGUACUGGACUGAUGUCAUAUGGAGAAACGGAUCCUAAACUACUGUGAGAAAUUCUGGAAGUUCAGGUUCAAUAUUUCUAUCUUGUCUGGAUGUAGAAGCUUCAGUUAAAGGCUUACCAUCAGCAGGUGUGCUAAGAUUGACCAUCGAUUCUUCUAAAGGUUGGAGACUUAAUGUCAUUGGUGUAACAUCUACUGUGCAACCAUCUUUAACUGCAUCUUCUUGCGCAGCAAGAUAGUCGACCGCGGUAAAAAUAUUUUUAUUCAAUGGCCAUAGUCCUGUAACCCGAAAUCCGUUGGCUGCUAUCUCACUCGUUUGUACUUUUAAAUAAGCCCUACCAAACAGCUCCGUCAUAUCAUAAGGGCUUAGUGGUCUAUUAUUGUCUCUGAUCCACAUUCGUAUUUCUUCACUGUAAUACGUUUUGAGAGGUCCCAUAAACGUCUUAUCUAGUGGCUGGAGCUUGUGGGUUGUGCGAGGAGGUAAGGACACAAUGUCUACAUUAUUUUCCCUAGCAAGAUCUAUCACGUCGAUGUUACGAGUAUGAGAAAAAUGACCAUCCAAGAUCAGUAAUACUUUCGAUUCCGGAGUAGGGUUGGUAUGUUUAAUGAAAUGUUUGAACUAGUCAGUGAAUAUGUUCAUUUGUAUCCAUCCUGAUGGAUGUGCAAUACCAACAGCGCCUGGGGGACUGCCUCUCAUUAGCUGAGCACUCAUAUUCUUGCGAGGGAAUAUAAUAAAGGGAGGUACAAAAUGACCAGUGGCGUUCAUAGCAACAACAACUGUCAUUAAUGAACCCCUUUCACCUGAGGUAAGUGAAGCUAUCUGCCGUUUCCCUUUAUGGCCAACCACUUGGGGUAUCUUGCUCUGUACUAUGGUAAGCCCAGAUUCAUCAACAUUGUAUAUGCUGUGUGGACCAUAGUUUUCUUGAGCAUAAACGCCUUCAAGGAGAUCAAAGAAUGUGUCUACUUUUUCUUUGCUGAAUCCAAAUGCUCGAGCAAAAGAUGUGCCAGCUGGUUUUCUCACUGAUAGUUUGUCCUUAUGGCGCUUAAGAAAUAGCUUAAGCCAUUUCUUUCCAGCCAAUCCCGUUUCACCAAAUGGAUUUUUCAACUGAUUACGUUUUGACAACAUGUACGCCAUUCUUCGAACAUCGUUUCUCGUCAAGCCGUAGAAUUUGCCCUCCAUCGUCAAAAUGUAGUCUACCAAAAGAUUUUCAACGGUUGUCCCUAAAACGGUUUUCCUCCCAUGUGUAGUAGCUGCGGCUUCUUCUGGCGGUGAUUCGUUUUUCUGGCAUAAUCGAAACAAGGUAGUUCUCGGCACACCAAAGUGUUUUGCAGCUCUUAAAUAAUUUACACUUUAAACCUUUCUGUAAACACUGUUUGCCUAUAAUCUACUGUCAAGUAUUUUUUUAACACUUCUUCGACUAGUUGCACUCGCCUUUGAAACCUACAUCUAUCUGCCAUCUUCCCGUUACUUCUUCGAGCUUCUCUAUAUGCAUAUUGUCAUGCAUACAUGAUAUGUACUUUGUUUUUUGUUUCGUUGAAGGAUACGGUCUUUGGAAUAAUACUUAUAUGUUCACCUUCAUUGCACAUGUUACUUUUGCUGGUGCACUUUUUAGUCACCCCACUACUUUUUCCUUCUACCAACAUUGUCUCCACUCUCUUAAACCUUGCUUCCGUUUGCCAACAAUACCUCAACCCUCUGAAACCCUGCUUCCUUCACUGCUGCACCUGUCGCAAUCUCCUUCUCUUCUGUAUAAUCCAUCUUAGUCUCGCACCACGACCCAUGCCUGGAGGUAUACUUCUCUGCAUGGGCACCUGAAUCAACUGAUCCGAAUUAGAACCUGCUUCAUCAUCCCAAUUCUCUUCCACUGCCACUUCCGGCGCCGGAUUCCUGACUCCAUAUCGGCUAACCGGUGUGGUGUCCAUGGGUGUUCGGGACCCAGAUGGAGGAUGCUGCGGUGUGGGUGUUCAUAGGUGUUCUGGACUCAGAUGGUUGAUGCGGCGGUGUGGUGCCCAUAUGCGUUCUGGGCCAUGGGUCGUCCCAAUUUUCUUCUUCAGGAUGUAUUCUGUUGAAUGGGCGUAUAACCGCCACCGGCUUCCCCUCCCACACCGUCGGCAACUUAAAUGUUUGUCUUGCACUCAUUGUUUGAUUCGUGCUGUCUGCGAACAACUGCCUCCUCUCCGAGCGCUGCACUAAUUUAAACACAUAUUUCCAAGGUCAUACCGUCUACCACUCACGACUUCAAGGUCACAUUUCAAGGUCAUAUUUCAAGGUUAUAUUUCAAGGCCAUAUUUCGAUUCAAGGUCACAUUUCAAGGCUAUAUUUCAAGGUUAUAUUUCAAGGCCAUAUUUCGAUUCAAGGUCGCAUUUCAAGGCUAUAUUUCAAGGUUGCAUUUCAAGGUCAUAUUUCAAGGCCAUGUUUCAAGGUUACAUUUCAAGGUCACAUUUCGAGGUUAAAUAUGCGUUCAAGGUUGGCUCCCAAGGUCGACUCUCAAGGGCGUUCUAGAACAGACAAACCCUACCUACUCCCAUUUGUUUCUCUGUUACUGAUGUAAUAGCUUGCGCCAUGUCCUCUGCAUUCCAAUCUUUUCGUUUCGUUUUUGAGUUGACGCCAGCCAUUCUGAGGAAAAAUAGAAAACAUACUUUUAAAUUAACAGAAUCAUCAAAUCAGCUGAUACUUAAAAGCACCAAUCAUGGAAUAUUCCAUAAUUAGCUACUAUGAUUCGUCCAUAUUUGGAUCUCCCAACGACUGCAAACUGACAUUUAUAUUUUUAUAUUUGAUAAGAUAAUAUCAUCAAAUACCGCUAAAAUCCACAAAAGAACAUCCAAACUAUGUCUAGAAGUUAUAACAACAAUACUGUAUGCACUUUUUGUAAGAAAAAUACGUGUUUUUUACGUACCUUAGAAAGAUAUGCGGAAGCGACAAAACGAAACACUGCGACUGUGAUGAACGGGCUCGCUCGACUGACAAGCUACGACUUGUAAGCGUGAACGCGGCUCGAAGACAGAGACGAACACUGUUUACUGCGUGUGUCAUUUUCCAUUUGAUAGAAAUGCCGGUAUUCCAUAUUAGGGAUACUAUUCCAUAUUUGGUCACUCUCCUCUACUACUAUGCCAAUGACGUGAAAGCGUUGUAGGUCGAACAAGGCCAAAAUAAUAAAAUAAAAAUCACUCAAACUUCGAUCCUGAUCAUAUUAAUCAUGUCACUCGUAUAGAUGUCCCCGCUACAUUUAGAAAUAUCUCCUACAGUCGGGUGUCGAUACGUGCGGCGUUCUCCACCAAUAGAGAAGCAUCGUCGGUGGAAGUACAGAGUCAAGUUACUUGACGCUAUUUUUUCAUUUUUGGACUAUUUAUAUGAUAAAAUGAAAAAUGGAUUUUGAGGAACGCCGCGCAGACAUAAGCCUAAAUGCCGGGACAAAUUUUCUUAAUCCGAUUGUUGAACUGCCUAAGGUUAGUAGAACUGGGAAAACUUCCUCUUGUAGAUUGUUCCACAAUCUCAUCACCCUCGGGAUAAAGGGGGGGGGAUGAGUUGGACAUGAGCAAUUUUCCAGUUUUCUGGGAAGGCGCCGAAUUCAUAAGAUACCUGGAAGAGACGCAAAAGAACUGGAGCAAGCUACGCUGCACACCUUUUCAGUACAAUGCCAGGAAUCAAGUCUGGACCAGAAGCUUUGUUGAUGUCGAGCGGCAAGCGACACAUCUCACGGCCCUAAGCCUGAGUGUUACUUCCCGUAUAGUGUAGGGAACCCUCUGAAUCGUGGGCACUUGGGCGUUGGGGAGAGACGUCCAUGGUGGAGUUGGCAGCAAAGAUCUUGGCAAGCACUUCCGCCUUGGCCUUUGAGUCGGUUACAAUAGUUCCAUCCUGACACGAAAGUAGUGGAAGGCUACUGUGAGAAGUUCUUUCCAAUUUGCUUGGCCAGCGUUUGGCAUUGCGAACCGCUUCGUUAUAUUUGUGUUUGGACUCGACGUCGGCUCGUCUGUUCUCUACAGUGGGGUUUUGUAAGAAAGUUCUAUGCGCCUUGAUCUUAUGCCGGCGAUUUGUUGAACCAGCCGUUGGACCCUGAUUUAGACACUUUCACUGUAUGAGGGAUGUAUUCCUCCAUUCCGACGUGGAUAAUUUCGGUUAUCGAAGAACAGACAGCCGACGCAUCCGCGUCAGCGAAUCAAACAUCUCUCCAAGGAAAGGUAGACAAGAAGUCUCUGAGCCCCUCCCAGACGGCAUGUCCGUAAUGCCAAAUUUUGCGGUCAGGGCGAGUUUCUGCUGCCACAGUUGAGUUUCUCAUUUAGAAAUUUAGGUUAAUACUUUUGGCGGGCUUUAUUGCGCAUUAUGAGAAUUCUAGUUGGCUCCCAGAAGACAACGAAUGGAAACGUUGAAUCUUGGCCAACUCUUCCGAUGUCGUUUCCGUUACCGUUCCCGUUUCCGUUUGUUGUACGUGUACUCGUAUGUAUGGAUAAUAUGCAAUUGAUGUUUUCUGGCGUUUCCAUUUACGUUCUGGUUUCCGUUCCCGGGCAAUUGUGCUGCAACCUUAAGAUAGGUAAACAAAACAUAUUGUCAUCAGAAUUGUCAUUUGUGCUUGAAAAACGUUACCGUGGUGGCCGAAACGUCGUGAAUAAACAGUUUUUCAAGCAUAUGUGGUUUCAUUUAGCGGCCAGACAAGCAUGGAUGUUUAAUUUCAAUUUUCUUGUAGUUCAUCUAAUAUCUUACUUGAACAAUGUUGGAUUGGUGUUGGAAAGUCGAAUGAACAUCUGGCAAAGAACACGUAAAAAGAUACAAGGUCAAUGUUCAAGCACGUGUACAGGGUGUUUCUGAAAAAUGUGCAUUAUUUCUAGGGUAGAAAAUAUACCCAAAAAUAACAAAGUAUAGGUCCUAAAUUGCGCCAUUACCAUACAACAUACAGGAUGUUGUAUAUUUCUACGCCAUGGAUGAGACUGAAUAAGGACACAACAAGAUUAUUGUUCCAAUAAAGCUAUGGCGUGCUAGGAUCAGUCACUUGAAAGACUGCAUACAAUUUCCGCUGUCAAAUUUCAUUAACUUUAGCGUGUUUUCAAAGUAGAGCAGGCUUAUACCGAUUCUACCUCGAAUAUUUUUCUCCAAAAAGAGUAGCAUGGAAAUUUCUCAAGAAAGGCGAAUCAUCUGAAAUUGUAUACCUUAUUCAAAAAUUCGAUAGACGUUUAAAAAAUGUUGGCCUAGAAAAUCAUUUUCUUUUUUCCCCUGUAGCGGAUAUAAUUUUAUCGCUACUGGAAUAGUCUAGGCACAAAAAUAUUUCAACGUGUUGUCUAUGAUGUCAGCACUACACGUACCAAACUUUGAGUUAAUAUCUCAACCUAUUCCGAUGAUAUAUUUUUAUUUCAAUUUCAGAAUUAUAAUUUUAACACUCUCAAUCUCUGUAAAGGGACAUUUUUGGACCCAUGCUUAUCUGAACUUUUUGUGUUAUUUUUUUUAUCUACGUUACGUCCUAGAAAUAUUGCCACGUUUUUCUGAAACACCCUUUAUAUUUCAAAAAGCAAAUCAAUUGAAAUGCUUCUUGCAUCGUAUCUGCCUUUCAAGUGAUAAAUAUACAAGAUAAUUCAGAAUGUUAUUGGGAAAAUUCUAUAUAACUAUAUACCUUGCUGAGUUUGAUGAAGACAAGAAGUGAUUUUUUUGUGAUUACCUCGUACGUUUAGUGAUAUUGUCAAUUGACUCUUUAAAUUAAUUUAUAAGUCUAGGAUUUGAAUGUAUCAUUGUUAAAUGAAUGGGCAGAGAAGAACCAAAUAAGCUUGCUCUCUUUUCAUAUUUUUUUCAUUGAUUUUUUGUUUGUUUUCGAGAAGCUGUUUCUUGAUAGAUAUUUUUAUUUCAUGUUUUAAACGAUAACAUUUUUGUAUUAAGCUCAAAGAUCGUGAACAAUACACAUUUUAAUGUUUUUUUAGCAAUACAUGCUACGAGAAUUAAUAAUGAAUAGAAAAUUCCUAUGAUGUUCUAAGUUUCUGCAGAUUAUUUAAAAAAAGGUAAUCCCAUAUCUCAAAACUGAAACAGAUAUCAUUCAAGCAUGUGCAUGAAACAUAAUCAGCUUUGUUUGGUAGUUAUUGUUAUGACACUGUGUUGUAUUGUAUGGAAAAAAGAGAGAACUUAUUUUAUUUUCUUUGUCCUAUAGGUACUGUUUUGUCCAAAUAUCUCGUUAAAGAGUUCCAAAUAGGAUAAUUAUAUCAUCUCACAUUGUCUUCUAUAAUAUUUAGUUUUACUCGUCAUUUGGUCAGUUAGUAUCCCCAAUAAUUUACUCAGUAUUCAUUAUAAUAUGACUAACUGACUGUUUGAUGCGUCAAGACCAAAUCAAUACAUUUUGUUUUAUUUGAAUAGAUUAUUUUUCAAAAAGCAUUUAUAAAAUGUAAUUUAAGAAUGGUACUAAAAACACAAACAUUUGUAAUAUAGUCCUCAACUUUUGUUGAUACAUAUCUAAGAAAUAUUGAGUGGUUCUUCCAACCUUAGGAUUUCUUGCAUUUAUGCGUUAAAUAAAUUUUCUGUGGUAGAAUAGUGCAAUUUUGGUAGCUACGGCCUGAGUUUACAGACCUAAGAAUUGAAAAUUUAGUAAGCUAAUAUCUUGAGUUUGGAAGUGCCUGUAGAUUUUUUCAAAUAUAUUUACACAAAGUAAAUAUACAUCCUAUGGUAGCCUUGCACUUCUGGUUUUGUUUCGUUAUAUAUUCAAAAGUUGUUUACACUAUAAUGUUGCAUUAUAACGUUAUAUUUUUCUAAUGUGUGAAAAUGCCUUGUCAAAAUAUUUCCAUUCCACGA